CAAAAACAAGGUAAUAGCUAUUGAAAAAAAAUGGCGCCGUUGAAAUCUCUGGAGAAAGAGUAUCCACUUAUUGACUAUAACUUUCAAAGCUUUUGCGCUUCCCACGGCAUUUUCUCUGUUGAAGAUUUCCUCCUUCAUGAUCUUGAUGCAUUAACCGCUUUUGCGGAUAAUCAAUCUACUUCACAGAGACUGAAGCAGGGAAUCGAUCAGCUUCUCUCAGUAAUAGAUGCUCUACAUCCACCAUUGCUAAACGGUUUGCAGCUCUUGGAAGAUGCUAAGCGGAAUAAACAUGUUUUGUGUACUGGAUGUGAAGGGAUUGAUGCAUUGCUUGGAGGUGGAUUACGUGAAGGACAAUUAACUGAACUUGUAGGGCCAUCCUCGUCUGGUAAGACACAGGCUUGCCUACUGUCUGCCUCUACGGUUGCAAAGCAUGAGAAUUCAGUUAUAUACUUGGAUACAGGGAACUCCUUUUCACCUCAGCGUAUUGCACAUUUAGUUGGUCAGCCCUCUGGUUAUGCUGAUCAUGGACCUCUCCAAAAAGUAUUGGACAGGAUAAUUUGCUAUUCAGUGUUUGACGUCUAUCAGAUGUUUGAUGUGCUGCAUCAACUGAAGAUUAAUUUGAGAUCUAAGACUGUCAAAUCAGAUCAUCAUGUUCGAUUGCUGAUUGUUGAUUCAAUCUCUUCACUGAUUACACCCAUCCUUGGGGGCAGUGGUCCUCAGGGACAUGCUUUAAUGAUAUCCGCGGGCUUUUUACUGAAGAACAUAGCACAUGAUCAUAAUAUUGCAGUAUUGGUAACGAAUCAUGUGGUUGCUGGAGAAGACGGCAUUUCCAAACCAGCACUUGGAGAGAGUUGGAAGAGUGUCCCACAUGUACGACUUUUACUUUCUCGGGAAUGUGGAAGCAACGUUAGCAGUAUUUCAAUACUAAAACAUCCAUCUAUGGUAUGUCACUUGAUCAGAAAUUUUCUUUAUGGUAUGGGAUACAAUACAGUAGUUAAUGUCAUGUAUUUUCUAUGAGUUUUAUAAGAGUUAUGUUGUAGAUAAAGUGAUUGUGUCAUGUUACUGAGAUUUGUUUCGUUUUCCGUGCUUUAGUUUUUUUUUUUUUGUUUCAAAAAAUGCGGACCUCACAAAAUGUUGUGUGUGUAAAAAACUUU
Molecule: messenger RNA, 1154 nt
Organism: Gastrolobium bilobum
Lineage: Eukaryota; Viridiplantae; Streptophyta; Magnoliopsida; Fabales; Fabaceae
Product: DNA repair protein RAD51 homolog 4
Exons: 9
Coding region: 31-1017 (328 amino acids)
Biological process (GO): double-strand break repair via homologous recombination; DNA strand invasion; reciprocal meiotic recombination
Cellular component (GO): replication fork; Rad51B-Rad51C-Rad51D-XRCC2 complex; centrosome
Molecular function (GO): ATP binding; single-stranded DNA binding; ATP-dependent DNA damage sensor activity
Source: RefSeq, a predicted model, not a curated record